Messenger RNA from Tetranychus urticae (two-spotted spider mite), 884 nucleotides. The record is from RefSeq and is a predicted model, not a curated record. Lineage: Eukaryota; Metazoa; Arthropoda; Arachnida; Trombidiformes; Tetranychidae.
ACUGUCUAUUUUGUAAUCCCUUUCUUUUAUACUUUCUUCUGGUUAUCUUUUUUUUCUCUUUCUCUAAAAACCCCUUUCUUUUGUCUUUCAUUGAACCCCUUUCUUUUUUUCUCUCACUUUCAACCAACGUCUUGCGGGAAACACUCACUUUAGUCUCUUCUCAGCAUAAAUUAUCACCGAUAUAAGUAUCUGUGUAUUGUUUUUUUUGAUUGUUUUUUUGUUACAUCAUCAUUACCCUUAAUUAAUAUUCAUUAUUAAUUAGACUAUUGACAUUAUUGUUCAUUAAUUGUGCUAUUUUAUUGCUGUUAUUUGUUGUUUACUGGAAAUAUUUAAAUUAAUAGUUAUUAACCGAAAAUCUGUAUCGUUUGGUAGCGCCUUUUGUUUCUCAUUGUGUUAAGCUUUUUUGUCUGUUGGCUUUCACCAGUGUGUACUGUUGUUUAAUCAAAAAAGCCAUCAACUUGUGUCAAACAGUUAAAUAAUCAACCUUCAAUAUACAUGCUAACCAUUAUUAGUGACAAAUUAAUUACCUUACCGGGGUUACAAAAAUGUGGAUCACAACACCCUCAACCUUUUUAACAUUUCAUAGUCCCAUAAUCCGCAAUAAAACUAUUGAAGAGUGCCUUGCUGUUCGAGACUAUUUAACCCACGAAGCGAGAUGCGACUUUGUUCAAAAUAAUCAUGAUUGUAAUACAACAUUGUCAUUAAUUGAUUACAAUCAAUUCCUAUUUUGUGGCUUUGAACCUGAAAAGAUUGCCUAUGGAGUUAUUAUUUGUAUUACAUGGGCUCUUAUACUAUUUUUGGCCUUAGCUGUAACUGCCACUGAUUUGUAAGUUAUAUUAUUUGUUUACCGCUGAUUAUCCCUUUUUUAAUCUGUAUUUUUCCUG